Molecule: messenger RNA, 1074 nt
Organism: Otolemur garnettii (small-eared galago)
Lineage: Eukaryota; Metazoa; Chordata; Mammalia; Primates; Galagidae
Gene: SPESP1
Product: sperm equatorial segment protein 1
Exons: 2
Coding region: 1-1074 (357 amino acids)
Biological process (GO): fusion of sperm to egg plasma membrane involved in single fertilization; acrosome reaction
Cellular component (GO): acrosomal vesicle
Source: RefSeq, a predicted model, not a curated record
AUGAAAGUACCUCCUGAACAGAAAGUUACUACUUUAUUUAGCCUGCAGUGGGAUGGUUCAGGCAUAACUGUGACACCUGAUGAAGAACAAAACUUGAACCAUUAUGUACACGUUUUAGAGAACCUAAUGCUUCGUGUUCCCACUAGGGAGCCAGGCCGUGAGAAAAAAGUCAAGUCUUCAAAAAAUGCUUAUUCUACAGAAUCAAACACUAAGGAGAUAAGUAUACAACAAACAAGUUCAUUUGAGAAUGAUGUUAUAAUCACUCCUAUCAGUGAAGGAAAAACAACUUUGCCUACUACUGGCUUCACAGUUGAAGUAGGGAGGAAAACAAGCACUCAACGUACACCAUUCUGGUCGAUAAAACCGAAUAAUGUUUCUAUUGUUUUACAUGCAGACCAACCUUAUAUUGAGCAUGAGCCAGAGCCAGAGGCAGAGGCAGAGCUCGAGCCAGAGCCAGAGCCAACUAAGAGGAAGACACAAACUGAGGCACCAGAAGUCACCUCACUCCAUACAUCCUCUACUUAUUAUUAUUCUACCGAUUCAGAAGAUGUUCCUCAGCUCUCAGGCGAAGGUGAAAUAGAAACACUCCCACAGACUGUGAAUAUUGAUGAAAUUUUGAGAAAAAUUUUAAAUAUUCACUUACUGGUGCAAAAUUCACUUCCUCGUGAUAAUAGCAAUCCAGCAUAUAGAGAAGACAUCAAAGCCGCCAAGGAGCACCUAAAACGAAGCCUUGCUCUUGCAAUGGCAGCGGAACAUAAAUUACAGACAAUGUACAGAUCCCAGUUAUUUGCACAAGGACAAACUGGUGAUGACAUUGAAACUGUUAUUAAAAUGCUGUAUAAUUCUAGAUAUAACCUAUAUGAAUAUUUAGAUCUCAGAUACGUUCCAUCAGAGUUGAAAGAAAGAGCUUCUGUAGUAUUCACUAAAAUGAAAAAAAUAUUAUGUACAGGUCAAGCGGAAACUGCAAAUCUUAUUAGGAGGUUAUUAAGGAAUAAUAUAAAAAUUUUAAAUCUACUUGACAUACCAUGGAAAAGUUCAUUUAAACAAACUGCAUACAUGCACAAGGAAAAAUAA